Messenger RNA from Eremomyces bilateralis CBS 781.70, 810 nucleotides. RefSeq lists its product as uncharacterized. NCBI's taxonomy places the organism in Eukaryota, Fungi, Ascomycota, Dothideomycetes, Eremomycetales, Eremomycetaceae. The coding region runs from base 1 to 810 and encodes 269 amino acids. The transcript is spliced from 2 exons. The record is from RefSeq and is a predicted model, not a curated record.
AUGAGCUCCAAACCAAACCCCUCGGACCCAUCCGAGACGAUGGUCAUCCGCAAACUCAAUGACAACAUCGUCACCUGCUCGGUUCCGUUUUUGCGGUUUGGCCACAUCAAGUUCGGGGGUCGGGGCACUAUCGUCAAGAUGCAAUCGGGAGCUCUCGCCGUCUUCUCACCGACUGCUUUGACCCCGGAGGUCAAGGAGAUGGUCGACUCCAUGGGCGAAGUCAAGUACAUCACCGCCCUGGAUAUCGAGCACCACAUCUUCCUCGGCCCAUGGAACCGGGCCUAUCCCCAGGCGAAGGUCCUCUGUCCUGAAGGUCUUCCUGGGAAGCGCGCGAAGCAGAAGAACGACGACGUCCCUUUCUCUGUUGUCUUUCGAGCGGUAGACAAGGAAUCGAUCACCGUCGAUCCCGAAUUCGACGCUGAGUUCGAAUUCGAAUUCGUGCACUCACACGCCAACAAAGAGAUCGUGUUCAACUGGAAGCCCGGCAAGACCCUCAUCGAGGCGGACCUCCUGUUCAACCUUCCUGCCACCGAACAGUUCAGCAAGACCGGACAAUCGCCCACCAGCGGCAUCCUCACCAAGUUGUUCACUACUCUAGGCCACACGUCCGGCGCGGCCAAGGGGCAGCAGCGGAUCGUCUGGCACGCCAUGAGCGCGGGCGAUCGGCCGGGAUUCGCGAAGAGCAUGGCGAAGAUCAACGCGUGGGAUUUCGACCGCAUCAUCCCUUGCCAUGGCGACGUGAUCGAGACGGACGGGAAGGGGAUCUUUCAGAAGAUCAUGGCGUGGCACCUCCAGGGGAAGAAGGUCUGA